Poecile atricapillus (Black-capped chickadee) is the source of this 2190-nucleotide messenger RNA. Its product is annotated as erythropoietin receptor-like. Gene Ontology annotation, cellular component: external side of plasma membrane; membrane. The coding region runs from base 1 to 1455 and encodes 484 amino acids. The transcript is spliced from 9 exons. NCBI's taxonomy places the organism in Eukaryota, Metazoa, Chordata, Aves, Passeriformes, Paridae. Gene Ontology annotation, molecular function: cytokine receptor activity; protein binding. The record is from RefSeq and is a predicted model, not a curated record. Gene Ontology annotation, biological process: cytokine-mediated signaling pathway; positive regulation of cell population proliferation; hemopoiesis.
AUGUCCCCAGUGGCCAUUGUCCAGCUCCAGGACCCGGUGCCCCCUCACUGCCCCCCCCUGUGUCCCCUGGUGGCCAUUGUCCAGCUCCAGGACCCGGUGCCCCCUCACUGUCCCCCCUGUGUCCCCAGUGUCCCCAGUGUCCCCAAUGUCCCCAGUGUCCCCAAUGUCCCCAAUGUCCCCAAUGUCCCCCCGCUGUCCCCAGUGGCCAUUGUCCAGCUCCAGGACCCGGUGCCCCCUCACUGUUUCUCGCGGACCCUGCACGACCUCAGCUGCUUCUGGGACAGCCCCGGGCCCGCCGAGCCGAGCCGCUUCCGCCUGCAGUUCCGCCUCGAGCAGGACCCGUGGCAGGAUUGUCCCCUCAGUGUCACCGCGCUGUCCCGGGGGUCCCGUUUCUGGUGCUCGCUGCCCCCGGCCGCCACCGUCACCUUCGUGCCCCUCGAGCUGCGCGUGCUGCCCGGGACCCCCGGGACCCCCGGGACCACCCCCGGGACCACCGGAACUCCUCCCGUGACCAACGAGACCACCGAGACCCCCGGAACCCCCCCCGGGACCCCCGGGCCCCCCUCCAACACCUCUGGGACCCCCGGGAGCCCCCCCCAAACGACGGAGCCCCCUCCCCCCCUGUUCCAGCGCAUCGUCUUCAUCGACCAAGUCGUGCUCCCGGGACCCCCCCAGAACGUGUCGGUGUCUGCGGGGGGGUCCCGGGGGGAGCUGUGCGUGCGCUGGGCCCCCCCCCCCGGGCCGUACCUGCACUCCAGCCUCAUCUUCCAGCUGGCCCUGAGCCCCCCCGAGGGACCCCCAAAAACGGUGGGGGUCCCGGCGGGCCGGCGCGAGCAGGGGGUCGGGGGUCUCCGGGCCAGCACCGAGUACUCGGUGCGAGCCCGGGCCCGGCCCGACGGGAUCAGCUACAGCGGCUUCUGGAGCCCCUGGUCCCCCCCCCGCAGUGCCACCACCCCCCCCGAGCUGGACGCGGUGACGCUGGGACUGGCGAGCCUGCUGGGGCUGCUGCUGCUGGCACUGGGAGCACUGGGACUGCUGGGACACCGCCGGACCCUUCGGGCCAAGCUGUGGCCGCCGGUGCCGGGCCCGGAGCGAGAGUUCGAGGGGCUCUUCAGCGCCUACGGCGGCAACUUCCAGCUGUGGCUGUGCCAGGGCCCGGGCUCCCCCUGGGCUCCCCCCGCUCCCCCCCCCUUGGAGGCCGAGGACGCCGUGGAGGAGGUGGGGGAGGGGCCGGGGGAGCCGCCCCUCCCCCCCGGGACUGAGACCCCCCCCCAGCCCCGGGAGCCCCCCGGGGACCCCUCCCCCUCCCCCAGCUUUGAGUACACCCUGUUCGAGCCCGGCUCCGCCCUGCUCCGCCCCUCCCCCCGCGGCCCCGCCCCCUACGCCAACCUCGCCCCUCCCCCCAAGGCCGCCGAGGGGGCGGGGCAAGGACCCCAUUACGUCAUCUGCUCCUGAUGGCGGCGGGUGACGUCACGCGGGGAAGAAAGGGGGCGUGUGACGUCACCGGGGAAAGCUGGGUUAGUGACGUCACGCACAGCAACACAGUGACGUCACGCGGAGAAAGGGGCGUGUGACGUCAGCGGGGGGAAAGAUGGAUUAGUGACGUCACGCGCAGCAACAAUGAGGUCAUCGCGGAGGGGACGCGACGCGGUGACGUCACGCGGAAGGACAAUGACGUAAUCACAGAAGGGACGCGUCGCUGUGACGUCACGCGACGCAGACCGGUGACGUCACGUGGAAAGGGACGCAGCGCGGUGACGUCACGCCGAAGGCGCGGAUGAUGUCAUGGAAGGGACGCGAUGACGUCACACGGACGGGAGCAGUGACGUCAGCGCCGAGGGAACGCGUCCCGGUGACGUCACGUGGAUGGGACAGGUGACGUCACACGGAGCGAUGACGUCAGUGCGGAACGGACAUGACGUCAUUGUGACAUCAUCACCCCGGGCGCGGGGACGCGGAGGGAGGGGGAGGGGACGGCCGGGGACAUCGAAUUUCACCUGCUUUGGGUUUUUAAUGAUUUUGUACAAUAAAAGCGACGCUGGGCCACGGCCCACGCCCCCACUGGGGACACUGGGACAGACUGGGGACACUGGGACGGACUGGGGACACUGGGACGGACUGGGACGGGCACUGGGGACACUGGGAUGGACUGGGGACACUGGGAUGGACUGGGACGGGCACUGGGGACAC